AUGUCUUGGGUCGUCGAGUACAUCCUGGGCUUCCACAACUGGUGGAACAAGGUCAACGCGGUCAAGCGGGAUGUCCUGCGCGAGAAAACCGCGGCGCUAUCUGCCUCGACCUCUUCGUCAGCACAGCAGGGGUCGCCUCUCCUGCGCAUCGGCAUCCUCUCGGCCGCGGCCAUCAACUACACGGCCAUCUGGGACCCAGUGUCGACACACCCGGGCGUGGUGAUCACGGGGGUCGCGGCGCGGGACAAACGGCGCGCCGAGGCCCAGAUCGCCAGCAACAGUCGGUUUCUCCCCAGCAAGACGGCGUGCAAGGCGUACGGCUCGUACGCGGCGUUGCUGGACGCCGACGACGUCGACGCCGUCUACAUCCCGCUCCCGAACGGGCUGCACCACGAGUGGGCGCUCAAGGCGCUGCAGCGCGGCAAGCACGUGCUGGUCGAGAAGCCCAUCGCGUCCAACGCGCAGCAGACGCGCGAGAUCCGCGACGCCGCCGCCCGCGCCGGCAAGGUCGUGCUCGAGGCCUUCCAUUGGCGGUUCCACCCCAGCGCCCAUGUGGUCAAGCAGCUGCUGUUGAGCGGCGAGCACGGCCGCGUGCUGUCCGUCGACGCCCGCGCCGUCAUCCCCGGCGGCGUCAUCAAGAAAGACGACAUCCGCUUCAAAUACGGCCUUGCCGGCGGGUGCUGCAUGGAUCUCACCUACGUGUUUAGCGCCGCCGCGUACUUUGCCGCCCGCGACGUCGCGCACCCGGACCUCACAUUCGAGGUCCUCGAGGCCAAAGCCCGCCUGAACCAGUCCGACCCGCUGGUCGACGAAGCCGUCUCGACUACCCUCCGCAUCAAGGACCCGAACCCGUACCCGUCCGCUGGCACCAGUACCACUACCACUACCGCUACCACUACCGCCACCGGCACCGGGACCGGCAGCGCAUCAUCACCCGCGGCCCCCGCGGAAAUCCACGCAACCCUGACCGCGGACCUCUCGCAGCCGAAACUCCUCGGCCUGAUCCCCAAGCUCUGGGCCGCCGGCACGCCCACCGUCACCAUCCAGUGCGAGCGCGCCGAGAUCGUCUACGAGAACUUCAUGGGUCCCUGGCUGUCGCACAAGAUCGCCGUCGUGCCCGUCACGCGCGACCCGGCCACGCGGGGGAUUGUCAAAAGAGGCAAGCAGACCAUCCUCAAGCAGUUCAGCGGCGGGCCGCUUUGGGAUAACCGUGAAUUCAGGGACGACGAGGGUGGUGCCGGCAAAGACUGGUGGACCACCUACCGCUGGCAGCUCGAGGCGUUUGUCAGCAUGGUUCGCCGCGGUGAGAGCGGGUAUCAUGGCCCUUGGGUCGAUAUGGCCGAGAGUGUUCGCGUCAUGGAGAUGAUUGAUGCCACCUACGAGAAGUUGGGGUUGCCGUUGAGGGGAGUUUGA
Messenger RNA from Fonsecaea multimorphosa CBS 102226, 1413 nucleotides. RefSeq lists its product as uncharacterized. The transcript is spliced from 2 exons. Gene Ontology annotation, molecular function: nucleotide binding. Lineage: Eukaryota; Fungi; Ascomycota; Eurotiomycetes; Chaetothyriales; Herpotrichiellaceae. The record is from RefSeq and is a predicted model, not a curated record. Bases 1 to 1413 code for a protein of 470 amino acids.